This is a messenger RNA of Danio rerio (zebrafish), 2557 nucleotides long. The record is from RefSeq and is a predicted model, not a curated record. Lineage: Eukaryota; Metazoa; Chordata; Actinopteri; Cypriniformes; Danionidae.
AACGUGUGGCUAAUGGCUAUUUAUUAGAGUUCAGACAAAGUUUUGCCCCUCUGAUGCUCAUACUGCUGUCUGGCUUGGUAUAGCCGCAGAUUUGUAUGAAGUCAGAUUUGUAUGAAGUGAUACUCAGGCGCUGCUCUGUCAUUUCCAUCCGUGACGUCAGUUUAUUUAGCUCGUGAGCGCAGCAUGCUUGAUAUAAGGGACGGUUCCAACAGCUAUGUCAACAUUUCCCUGACUCGAGUCUACUUCUGACUGUAGACUAUAAAACGCCGCUACCUCUCUGCAAUGUCACUCAAAAUUAUACUCAUCAUCUUGAUCGCGUGUCCUCUUGCGCUCACAGGCAGAAAAUGGACAUAUAAUGGACUUGAUGGAGAACACGACUGGCCCACCAACUAUCCGUUUUGUGGAGGAGCAUUCCAGUCCCCAAUCGAUUUCCAGACACAUUUGCUGAGAUAUGAUCCAAACUUGCCACCCAUCCAGGUCCAGAACUAUAACCUGUCAACCAGUGAGCAGCUCACUCUUGGCAACAAUGGGCACUCUGUGCAGUUGUCAUUGCCAUCUCACAUGUACAUAUCCAGCCUUCCUCACAGAUAUUCAGCAGCUCAGCUCCACUUCCACUGGGGCUCUUCUAACCUGCUGACUGGAUCAGAACACACUGUUAAUGGCAAGCAGUUUGCUGGAGAGAUGCAUGUAGUACACUUCAAUUCUGACAAAUACCCUAAUGUCUCCAUGGCUGUGGACAAACAUGAUGGACUGGCUGUGCUGGGAGUUUUUAUUGAGAUUGGAGAGGCCAACCCAGCUUUUGACAAACUUUUCAGAUUCAUCAGUGGAGUAAAGUACAGAGAUCAGAAAAUACAAGUACCAGCAUUUAACAUCCGUGCACUGCUACCAGACCGAUUGGAUCAGUAUUACCGUUACGAUGGUUCUCUGACCACACCACCCUGCUAUCCUAGUGUGCUAUGGACAGUGUUCAGAAAACCAGUCACAAUUUCAAGAAAACAGUUUUUGGCAUUGGCCACAGCUCUAUAUGCCUCCUUUGCCCAAGACUCUCCUUCCAUGCCACUUCAUGAAAAUUACCGGAAGUCACAACUCCCUGAUAACAGAGUGGUACUAGUUUCCUUCAGAGAAGGACUGCAUGGUAUUCUUUCAGUGGCAAGCCCCUUUCAUAGAAGACAAGUCGUUCAGAAGCUUCUGGUGGGUGACCUUGCAGACCUUGCUGACGAGGGACUCUAUCAGCUUCUCCCAAAGUUGAGUCUUCAUACAGAUACAGAUAAGAAGUUAAAGAGGCCCAAGAAGCAGAGACACUGGAGCCAGGCAACCCAGAAACAUCAGUGGUCAAAGAACAAUGUGCCAAGCGACAAUGGCUACUCCUCUUCUGUUGGGAAAAACAUUCCAACACCAUGGUAUAUGGGAGCACUUGAAACAGGUAAAGGGAUGUGUUUUGUAUCCUUGGAAGAGCAGGUCAUUCAUCAGCUGGAGAGGUACCAAGCAAAGGGUCUGAUGGUCGAAGCUCUGAGAGAGGUAGUUUUUCCAGAGCUGAACCUUAGAAGUUAUUUGCAUUGCCGAUCUGAUCUAGACCUUCAGACUAUAAGACAACUCAUACAAGGAAGAUCCCGAGAUGAGGCGGCAGAGCUGGAACAAUCACUGACUAAAGCCAUGCUGAGGCAGAUGAGAAGGCAAAUUAAGCGGCGUAGAAACCCAAACAUAAAAACCACCAUGGGGCAUCCUCAAGCCACAGUUCCCAAAGACUACAACUUGGAGCUUGCCUACCAUAGACCUCAACAUGUCGAAUGGGAAGAUUAAAUCCAGGGAGGGCUGCAAACCUCCUAGAGGGCGUAAAAAUAUGCAGUACGCUGUCAUGCAUAUUUAGUCAACUAUACUCCCAAGGCUAGCACAUCAUUGACUAAUGUUUAUUUAGUUUGAUAGUACUCCCCUCUAACACUCUUUCAGAGACUCCUAUGGUUUUUGUCUCAAAACACAUUUAAGCAAACUAUUUUCAUAACAUUUUAUUCAACUAGUUUUAAAUAAAAUUGUUAUUUGAGAGAAUAGCACACUAAAUGACAUUUGCUUGAUGAAUCUUAAAACACUUUUCAGUUUUCAGGAUCCAGAUUAAAAUGUAAUGAUUAGUCUAGACUAAAAGUUUGUCUGUUUUAAACAUUAGUGAGGUUUUUGUGGGAGAGAAAGACUCAAACUAUCUUAAUUAUGAUAUACAGUGUACAACUCAAAGACAAAGACCAUAAUGUUGAGGGCAUAUUUUUACAUUUUAUUGGGAAAAGUUGAGUUAUAUACUGCAGUAAUUGUAUUCUGUGGUUGAAAAGAGCUAUGUUCAAAUGAAAAGGGACAAAAUCAGCAUUUUAAACGUUUUAACAUUCUCUAACACUACAUGGUGCUGUUUUUCUUUUGGGUGUGAUCUGAGACAAGAGAGAAAGCAGACAGCAUAAUCUUUUUUUGUACACUGACUCAGAUGUUAGUCUAUAUAAUUUUUUGGUGAAAUGUCUAGAUCAUGGAUUGUAAAAUAAAACCCAUAACUUCAAUUAAAAUGAAUCACUUCUUCCACUUA